Messenger RNA from Telopea speciosissima, 703 nucleotides. RefSeq names its product NDR1/HIN1-like protein 2. The record is from RefSeq and is a predicted model, not a curated record. The coding region runs from base 1 to 696 and encodes 231 amino acids. NCBI's taxonomy places the organism in Eukaryota, Viridiplantae, Streptophyta, Magnoliopsida, Proteales, Proteaceae. Gene Ontology annotation, biological process: defense response to other organism. The transcript has a single exon.
AUGUCGACGACCGGCGAGAUUCCGACCCACACUUCGGCCACUUCUCCAUCAAACCAGCCGACAAAGCGUGACCGCAGGCCUCGCUAUCAUGUGCAACAGGUUAGAGAAAGCCUGACCAAACGUGUAGUCAAGUGCUUGUGUGGAACAUUAUUAACUCUGCUUCUGGUGGUGGGAAUCCUCGGUUUCAUCUUGUGGUUGAGCCUCCGACCACACCGACCGAGAUUUCACUCGACAAAUUUCUUAUUCCCAGCUUUGGCCCAAGAUAACGGUUUCGAUAACGCUCAGAUAACGUUUAACGUUACGAUACGAAACCCUAACCAGAAUAUGGGAGUUUAUUACUAUUCCAUGGAAGGUGAAGUGUAUUAUAGGGAACAACGUAUCGGAGCGACGCCGUUAUCGUUACCCUCAUCGUUCCCGUACUAUCAGGAGUCGAAGAGCACGAUUUGGAUACCAGGGCAGUUGAGUGUACCCACCACGUUGGUGGUGAACGAUUUGAGGUGGACGGAGUUAAUGGAGGAUCGGGCGACGGGGACGGUUUGGUUCCGGCUGGAGCUGACGUCAAGAAUCCGGUUCAAGAUUUCCAUGUGGGAAAGUAAACCCCAUAGGAUGCAUGCCACCUGUCAUGUUGCGGUGGGACAGGACGGUCUGAUCUUGCCCGUCUCCAAAGGCAAGAGAUACACACUUUAUUUCAGCUGAUGUGGAU